GUUAAUCCUGACAUUUCCAUUCAACUCUUAUAUUUAUAUUUUCCGACUUUUUCACAAAACUUUUUUUUCAAUUGUGCGCUUUCUGCGUGUCCGCGCUUUCCUGCGAAUGGCUGCCACCUGGUGUUUGGCAGCGCACCUCCGACCAGCUGAUAACAAAUGAGUUUUAUUUUUAAAUUUAUUGCCACUUUUGUACGCAAAAUGCUGGAGCUUUUGCAAUUUGGAGGAAAAACGCUAACCCACACGCUGAGUAUUUAUGUAAAAACGAACACGGGCAAAACGCUGACCGUUAAUCUAGAGCCCCAGUGGGAUAUUAAGAACGUUAAGGAACUUGUGGCCCCACAAUUGGGACUUCAGCCGGAUGAUCUAAAGAUCAUAUUUGCCGGUAAGGAACUAAGUGAUGCCACAACUAUAGAGCAAUGUGAUUUGGGUCAGCAAAGCAUUCUGCAUGCCAUUCGUUUGCGACCGCCCGUACAGCGCCAAAAAAUCCAGUCGGCCACUUUGGAGGAGGAGGAACCUUCGCUGAGUGAAGAAGCCUCCAAGCCGCUAAAUGAAACUCUGUUGGACUUGCAGCUUGAAAGCGAGGAGCGUUUAAAUAUAACCGAUGAAGAACGAGUCCGUGCCAAAGCGCAUUUCUUUGUGCAUUGUAGCCAAUGCGAUAAGCUGUGUAACGGAAAACUUCGUGUGCGCUGCGCUCUAUGCAAAGGAGGGGCAUUUACUGUCCAUCGUGAUCCUGAGUGUUGGGAUGAUGUCUUGAAGUCGCGUAGAAUUCCUGGUCAUUGUGAAAGUCUGGAGGUGGCCUGCGUGGACAACGAGGCUGGCGAUCCACCAUUCGCCGAGUUCUUCUUCAAGUGUGCGGAGCAUGUUUCCGGCGGGGAGAAGGACUUUGCAGCUCCCUUAAACCUUAUCAAAAAUAACAUCAAGGAUGUCCCUUGCCUGGCCUGCACAGAUGUGAGUGAUACCGUUUUGGUUUUCCCAUGCGCAUCGCAGCACGUCACCUGCAUCGACUGCUUCCGCCAUUAUUGCCGUUCCCGGUUGGGAGAGCGUCAGUUUAUGCCGCAUCCGGACUUCGGCUACACCUUGCCCUGUCCCGCAGGCUGCGAGCACUCGUUCAUCGAGGAGAUCCAUCACUUCAAGCUGCUGACACGCGAGGAGUACGAACGCUACCAGAGAUUCGCCACCGAGGAGUAUGUCCUACAGGCAGGUGGAGUACUCUGUCCCCAGCCAGGCUGCGGCAUGGGACUCUUGGUAGAGCCCGAUUGUCGCAAGGUGACCUGCCAGAACGGCUGUGGUUACGUGUUCUGCCGCAAUUGCCUGCAGGGAUACCAUAUCGGGGAGUGUCUGCCCGAGGGGACAGCCGCUAGUGCCCAAAACUCUUGCGAGUACACCGUGGACCCCAAUCGAGCUGCCGAGGCGCGAUGGGAGGAGGCCAGCAAUGUCACCAUCAAAGUCAGCACCAAACCCUGUCCAAAAUGCCGAACCCCUACGGAGCGAGAUGGCGGCUGUAUGCACAUGGUCUGCACACGCGCUGGCUGCGGAUUCGAGUGGUGCUGGGUCUGUCAGACUGAGUGGACACGCGACUGCAUGGGUGCCCACUGGUUCGGCUAGUCCUUCGUCAUCGUCGUAUGUCGGCCCGACGGGCUUCUUUUGUUGGUUGACUACUUUUAAAUUGUAUACCAUAGUAAAGACUGCUUAAGCAACACCCUG
Messenger RNA from Drosophila teissieri, 1704 nucleotides. It is a transcript of the gene park, whose product is annotated as E3 ubiquitin-protein ligase parkin. Lineage: Eukaryota; Metazoa; Arthropoda; Insecta; Diptera; Drosophilidae. Gene Ontology annotation, molecular function: ubiquitin conjugating enzyme binding; ubiquitin protein ligase activity; zinc ion binding. Gene Ontology annotation, cellular component: mitochondrion; cytoplasm; Golgi apparatus. Bases 157 to 1605 code for a protein of 482 amino acids. Gene Ontology annotation, biological process: regulation of cellular response to oxidative stress; regulation of apoptotic process; protein polyubiquitination. The transcript has 7 exons. The record is from RefSeq and is a predicted model, not a curated record.